Messenger RNA from Aspergillus sclerotioniger CBS 115572, 732 nucleotides. RefSeq lists its product as uncharacterized. The transcript is spliced from 3 exons. Bases 1 to 732 code for a protein of 243 amino acids. The record is from RefSeq and is a predicted model, not a curated record. Lineage: Eukaryota; Fungi; Ascomycota; Eurotiomycetes; Eurotiales; Aspergillaceae.
AUGAAUAUCCAUGGACCCCAUUACCGGCGAUCUUCUCAAACCCUCUAUUCCCUUCACCAAGGGAAGGGAAAUCUGGGGUCAGACACUGUCGAGUUCGAGAUCCUAGAUCCCAUCAAAGUUGGGGACGGACAUAAUGCGCAGGUCUUCAAUAUUCGUAUCCGCAGUGUCCCGCCGAACUCAAAAACACUCCAGGGGGGGACGGAGCUAGUUGCCAAAGUAUAUGACCCUCUUUACCAGAAUGACGACGGCGGCUAUCUCAACCCUUUCCUUUGCAUGGACAAAUAUUACACACAUGAGGUACACGCCUAUCAUGUGCUUUCCUGUUUGCAGGGAGGUUUAAUUCCUCGGUUCUACGGGUCGUACUCCCUGGAUAUACCAUGUUAUGGAACGGAUAAUGGGCCGGAGACACGCGCCGUCCGCCUAAUUCUAAUAGAGCAUAUCCCGGGGUUAUCAAUGCUAGAAACUGACCCGAACCAGUUCCCUCAAGCCGACCGUCAGCAGAUCAUGAAUGCAAUCUUUAACCGGAAACCGGAUGAACCGCGGAUCGCUCAUCUGGAUCUUUUCCUCGGCCAAUAUAUCUCACCUUUGAUUCGGUGGAACGAACGCAGGAUGUUUGAAUUUGAAGAAUUGGUUGAUUGGGAGUGGGACUCCUGGCUCGAAUCCGAAUAUGCUCAUACCGCCGACACUAUCACACCGGCGAUGCGUGCUUUGUAUUGUCCUGAGGGCGUGUAG